GGCACUGAUGUGCCUUGGUGGGCUAAUCCUUUAAAAAAAAAAAAAGGUGUUGAGCAAGGUAUGAUAAGGAUGGUGGAAUAAGUGUAUCGCGCGUUUUUAAAUCAACCCCCCCCUUCCCCUUUCCUCGAAGACCCCGCAGAACCUUGGAGGGUUAAAGGGUUUGUAAGCCCUGCCUGUACUCUUGGCUGGGUAGUCUUCCUCGGGUGGUGGUUGGUGUGCCUGAACAGAGUUAGUUUACAUACAUGGCGCUAAACUCAAGAAUGUACAAUGAAUUACACCGACUUCCACCCAGCGAGGACAAGCCCUAUAACUCCCAGAGAACGGGAGUAUUUAGUACAGUUAAUUGGCGAGGAAAAAAUACUGAAAAAUAAGGACACGAAUGGUAAGGCAUCGUCAUUAAAGAGGGAAGCUUGGAUACGCAUUACAUCCAAGUUCAACGCCGAGGCUUAUGGACCUGAGCGAUCUGAUCUACAAAUACGAAAGAUCUGGGAACGUCUUAAAAUAAAAGCAAAGAAAGUUAAAGCAUCAAACAAGCAGGAAACCAUGAAGAUGGAUGAUGGCACUCCUCCUCAAGAAGAGGAUGAGGAAACUAACAAGGUUUUCAACAUAAUAGCAGACGAACUUGGAGAUUUUGGAAACGAGUUUGAUUCUGAUGCAAGAGAAUCUGGGGAGCAUGAACUAACAAUAAGAAUUAAGGAGGCUCAGUUAAGAGAAAUUGAAUUGGGCAUUAAAUUAAAAGUCGAAGCACUCAAAAAUACUGAUUUGGAAAGAAAAGUGCUGGAGGCAAAAUUAGUGGCUUUUAGGAAAAUGGCAGAUGCAGCAGAUGAGGUCAAGAGCGCAGCUACCAUUGUGCAGGCGGCAGCUUUUAAAUCCAUAGAUUGAUAAAUUGUGAUAAUUAAUUGUUGUACUGUGGGAUGUCUUUAAACUAUCACUUGUACAUAUAGUAUAGUGUUCUUGUAAGUUUUGGAUGCCUCAGAACUUCAUACGGUAUAUUCCAUACAUAUUUUCCCUACCUAAUUUCCUUUACUUUGAUGAAGGAAUCCCACUGUACUAUAAUGUGAAUUGGUUAUGUCUUUGUGGGGUGCCAGGAGUACGAGAGUGUUAUAAGGGGUUGAUGCUAGUGAAGGGGAAGGGGGGUAAACCAAGAAGAUGAUUUUUCAAGAACAUCAUAUGGUGGACGAUUUUUGAUGGUAUGAUGAUCUUCUGUUGAAUCAGGAUGUGGCUGUGUGGAGGUCCUUUUUCUUUGUUACUUUUGAAGUAUGACUACUUGUAAUGUAUUUAGAUAAUCCAAAUAUUUUAUCUAAACUUCACAUAAAUUACAAUAAUGGACUGUACAGUAUCUCCAAAAUUAUAUUAUUCCUAGGUUUCAUGGCACCAAGUUUACAUUCCCUUGAUUUGCUACUUUCUAUAAUAUUUUCAUAGAUAUUACCAUCUAGUCAGUAUUUUGUAUUAAAACUUAAACUAUUCCUUUUAUUGUAUAAUAUAUUUGUUUUAAUAAUUUACAGCAAUAUGUUGUUUCCACCCCACCACCACCAAAAAAAGACAUUUAUAACAGGAUGUACAGGAAAAAAUGCUUCCUAUUCUGCAUAAGUGACUUUCACUCAAUCUAUUAUUUGGUAAUUGUAUUGCAGUACUGAAUUCAUUUUUACCCUGAUUUUCAUAAUCUAAUCUAGUGAAGUGUACAUAUAGUUUAUGGUGAUAUACAUGUGCUAUACCUUUCAGCUUAGAUACUGAAUUUGUAUGCCUAACAGUAUAGAGCUUUAAUUAUAGACAAGAGUUUGGAAAUGAAAAAUGUACUGAAAAAUAAUGUAUCCUUUACAAAUGUACAAGUUAGGUUAGGUUAAGUUAUAAUACAGUAUUUUGUGAAUCAUGUUUUUAUGCAAUUUCAUCUACUAUACUCAAAUUACUGUAAUCUGUAUUCAAUAGCCAGAUUGUGGAGGACAGCAGCUACCACUAUUUUUUUUUCGUGUUUCUUAGACACCCUUUUCAACAUUCCAAAUGUCCAUUCAUUGUAUCCGUGGUGGCCACAACCAUGAAUAGUGCAAAUAUGAUAAUAGGUAGCUGCGGCAAGGGUAAUCACAAUCACCCAGUAUAGUUGGCCUUCAUGUAGUCCAUCUUCUAGUGCCUGGCAAAGGUGACUGUUGUCAAAGAUAGUGCUAUCAUGUGUUGCCAGGCCUUUGUGCUACAAUUUUGUAAAGUUUUAACUAUGGUCCACAAACUGCCGAACAUUUAAAGAAUUUUUUGUUUUCUGUUUUGAAACACCUCAGGCCGAGCACAUGUUGACAUAUCUAUGGCUACGUGAGCACAGUCAGUGCACCCAAUAACUCCAGGCCAUUGCAACAAAUUCUUCCAUUGUAGUGAUACUUUCCUAACCAGAAGGGGAACUUGAUCAUUCCAUCACUCGUGCUGCCUUUGAAGUAUGCCACUCUUAAAACACAUCUGUUGACAUAUGACUUUGAGACAUCAAAACAAUGAGAGACCAAGUUGAUUGUUGCCUGUAGCAAAAGUGGUGGUACGGGGUAACCUGUUCAAUUAAAUUGUUCUUAUAAAUACCCCUGUACUGUACAGUGAAAAAAAAAUAUAUUGCACUGAU
This is a messenger RNA of Homarus americanus (American lobster), 2593 nucleotides long. RefSeq names its product myb/SANT-like DNA-binding domain-containing protein 3. NCBI's taxonomy places the organism in Eukaryota, Metazoa, Arthropoda, Malacostraca, Decapoda, Nephropidae. The coding region runs from base 268 to 882 and encodes 204 amino acids. The transcript is spliced from 3 exons. The record is from RefSeq and is a predicted model, not a curated record.